This is a messenger RNA of Ilex paraguariensis (yerba mate), 234 nucleotides long. NCBI's taxonomy places the organism in Eukaryota, Viridiplantae, Streptophyta, Magnoliopsida, Aquifoliales, Aquifoliaceae. The record is from the annotation of a GenBank genome assembly.
AUCAACGACCACUGUCCGGCGAACGAUCCACUCAAGGGAGAUGAUGGUGAGUUCCGCAAUGAUUUUUCCAAAAAAAGGCAGAAAACAAGUGAUAGCGAAUAUUCAACGAACCCAUCUGAAACUGCUGGGAUCAAUUCGUCCAACAAAAGGCAGAGAACAAGUGGCCCCGAAUAUUCAACGAUCCCAUCUGAACCUGCUGGUUUCCGCAAUGAUUUUUCCGCAACAAUCCACUGA